Molecule: messenger RNA, 1549 nt
Organism: Juglans regia (Persian walnut)
Lineage: Eukaryota; Viridiplantae; Streptophyta; Magnoliopsida; Fagales; Juglandaceae
Product: protein ASYMMETRIC LEAVES 2-like
Exons: 2
Coding region: 671-1318 (215 amino acids)
Source: RefSeq, a predicted model, not a curated record
CACCUUCACUCUCUCUAUCUCCCUCACUCAUGACUGAUCUGAUAUUCUUAUCUCUCUACUCUCAGUACUCACGCUGUGCUUGCUUUCUCAGCGUCUCCUUAGCCUCUGCUUCUGGGGGACUUUCCCCCGCCUCGCCGAUAUUAUCUCUCCCACCCACCAUUUCCCACUAAAAGAUCAAGACAUUCUCUCAUUCUCUCUCUCUCUCUCUCUAGCUAGCUCAAGCUUAGGGCUAUAGCUGCCUUGAGAUUAUCAUCUUUAUAUGUUUUCAGUGCCAUUUGUUUUUCCGGCGGAAAAGUAGAAGCGAGAAGAACGCCUGAAAGAAGACAGAUUUUGCAUGAACAACAAAUUAAGCUAGCGUAAGUAUCUGAUAUUAUUAUUUCCAUCGGCUCAAAAGGAGGGGUCUCAAAUUAGCAAGGAAUAGCGACAAAAGAGAGAAGAAAACGGAGGGGUCUCAAGGAGAAAGAAAGAGAUCAAAGCAUUGCCUGUUCAAAGGACGUCGUACAAGCAAGAAAGACCAAGAUAGGGAGGAAAAAGAGGGGCCGACUGUGAAAAGCUUCAAGGGCUCUUGGCAAAUUAUCCAUCCGGUUUCAUCAGCGGCCACAUCUAUCAUCAUCAAUAUCAAUACUAGAAUAGCAGUAGUUUGAAGAAAGAAAAGGGGAGAAAGUAAAAGAUGGCAUCAUCAUCGAAUUCCCCAUGUGCAGCGUGCAAGUUUCUGCGGCGCAAAUGCCAGCCGGAGUGCGUUUUCGCACCAUAUUUCCCACCGGACCAACCCCAGAAAUUUGCAAACGUGCACAAGGUGUUUGGUGCAAGCAACGUGACUAAGCUUCUGAACGAGUUGCACCCGCACCAGCGCGAGGACGCCGUGAAUUCCCUCGCCUAUGAGGCCGACAUGCGUCUCCGAGACCCCGUCUAUGGCUGCGUCGGAGUCAUCUCUCUCCUCCAACACCAACUCCGCCAGCUCCAGAUGGACCUCAGCUGCGCCAAAUCUGAACUCUCCAAAUACCAAAACUUGGGAAUCACAAGCCACGGUCUCAUCGCAGCCGCCGCCGCAGCAGCCACUGCCACCAACCACAACCACCAGCAGAACUUGGGAAUCAAUCUGAUCGGUGCCGGCCGCGACCACCAUCAUUACCAUCACCAGUUCUUCCCAAGGGAUCAUAUUCAUCCGCAGCAGAUGAUCAGGAGCUUCGAUUCAGGAAACAACUAUGAUGCAAGCCUUUUGGCCAUGAAUGUCUCGGCGAGCAUAGGACAACUGAGUCAGUUUCAGCAAACUAGGGCUGCUGCUGGGGACGACCGCCGCACAAUUGAUCCUUCUUAGGGUUUCUUCCCUUCCAUGGAUCAAAAACUUGCCCAAACCCAUAAAUGGUACAUGACAAUCGAUGCUUUGAUUAUUAUUAUUAUUAUUAUUAACUAUUUUAAUGCUGUGGGAAUGUCAUGAUUAAAUUAUUGGGUGACCUCCUGAUGAUCAUUUUUAUGCAGAUUGUAAGCCAGAAAAUUAUUAGGGACUGGGUUUUACUUGUAAUAUUUUAAUUAUCAAAAUUAGUUGCCC